AUGACCAAACAAGAAGAAGAGAUAGAGCUGAUCGAGGACGUCCCGGACGAUGAUGACGAAGUCAGCAGCGACGACGACGCGAACGAGGACGAAGACGGAGAUGGCGUGCCCGGGAGGGGAAAGCAGUCUCGGUCGGAGAAGAAGAGCAGGAAGGCGAUGCAGAAGUUGGGCAUGAAGCCCGUUCCCGGGGUGCAGAGGGUGACGAUCAAGAAGAGCAAGAACAUUCUCUUCGUGAUAUCCAAGCCAGACGUCUUCAAGAGCCCUGCCUCCGACACUUUCAUUAUCUUUGGGGAGGCCAAGAUCGAGGACCUGUCGGCACAGAGCCAGGCCGCAGCUGCCGAGCCAUUCCGCAUGCAACCAGAGCCUGAGCCUGUGGACGAGAAGCCAGAGUCUACACUGGUGGAGGUGGAGGCGGACGGGGAGGAGGUGGAUGAGACGGGCCUGGAGCCCAAGGACAUCGAACUUGUGAUGGCACAGGCCAAUGUUUCAAGGGCCAAGGCUGUAAAGUCACUUAGAAAUGCUGACCAGGACAUCGUGUCCGCCAUCAUGGAGCUCACAAUGUGA
This is a messenger RNA of Ostreobium quekettii, 564 nucleotides long. Lineage: Eukaryota; Viridiplantae; Chlorophyta; Ulvophyceae; Bryopsidales; Ostreobiaceae. The record is from the annotation of a GenBank genome assembly.